AUGUCGGUCGCAAACAGAAACCCUUUCGCCAUUCUUGGUGACGACGGCGAGGACGUCGCCGCCCCCAAGGCUGCCCCCAAGGCCGCCGCCCCCGCUGCUGCUGCCCAGCCUCAGCGCAACAUCCCCGGUGCCGGCAACCAGCGCCGUGGCCCCGCCAAGAACAGCGCUCCCCGCGCUCCCGCCGCUGACGCCGCCGAGGGCGAGCAGCAGAAGGACGCCCGUAGCGGCCGUGCCCGCAACGGCGAGAGCCGUGGCCGUGGUGGCCGUGGUGGCCGCGGCCGUGGCGCGCCCCGAGGCCGUGCCUUCGACCGUCACUCGCAGACCGACCGUGUCGACUCGCAGAAGCAGGUCGCCCAGGGCUGGGGUGGCGAGGACGGCGAGAAGGAGCUCGACGCCGAGCAGAAGGCCGAGGCCGACGCCAAGGCUGAGGGCGCCGACGCCGCUGCCGCUGCUCCCGCCGCCGAGGCCGAGAAGGUGCCCGAGGAGGAGGAGGACAAGACCAUGACCCUCGACCAGUACCUGGCUGCCCAGGCCGGCAAGAAGCUCAACAUCGAGUCCAAGGCUCCCCGUGAGGUUGCCAGCGACGAGUCUGCCUGGUCCAAGCUGACCAAGCACCAGAAGGAGGAGGCCGACUACUUUGCGUCGACCAAGACGCAGAAGGCCAAGACCCGCACCCAGAAGGAGGGCAAGCAGGUGCUCGAGAUUGAGCAGACCUUCAACCAGCCCGCCGUUCAGCGCGGUGGCCGUGGUGGUGGCCGUGGCGGCAGCCGCGGUGCCCCCCGUGGCGAGCGUGGUGCUCCCCGUGGCCGUGGCGGCCGUGGUGGCCGUGGCAACAACGCCUCGGUGAACCUGGCCGACAAGAACGCCUUCCCCUCGCUCGCCUAA
Messenger RNA from Moesziomyces antarcticus, 885 nucleotides. RefSeq names its product elicitor protein. Bases 1 to 885 code for a protein of 294 amino acids. Gene Ontology annotation, cellular component: cytoplasm; nucleus. The transcript has 2 exons. Gene Ontology annotation, molecular function: RNA binding. Lineage: Eukaryota; Fungi; Basidiomycota; Ustilaginomycetes; Ustilaginales; Ustilaginaceae. The record is from RefSeq and is a predicted model, not a curated record.